Molecule: messenger RNA, 1398 nt
Organism: Momordica charantia (bitter melon)
Lineage: Eukaryota; Viridiplantae; Streptophyta; Magnoliopsida; Cucurbitales; Cucurbitaceae
Source: RefSeq, a predicted model, not a curated record
ACCCCUUCGUCUCAUUCACUCGCCUGACACAGAGCCGAGUAAUGGCGCUAGCAGUCUCCAACAUCUUCCACUGCCCCAAAAUUCGGGUUUCUCAGAGGCAGUUUCAUUCCAAAUCCUCCGUUUUUCAUUUACAGUCGUCGUCAAUCAGAUUUAGAGAAAUUACGCGAGAGAGAAGAACGGUUAUUCGUGCAGCAGCUUCUGCAGCAGGAAGUUCUAGUCCAAACAGUGACUUCAACCCGUAUGAGGUAGUNNNNGUAAACCCAAUUGAGGGAUUUGACAUGAUUAAAGCAGCAUAUACUAAAAAACGCAAGGAGGCUGAGAGGAUGGGAGAUGAAGCAACUGCAGCCAGACUGGAGAAAGCUUAUGACAAAGUCAUGAUGGCACAAUUCACAAAUCGGAAGAAGGGUGUCACUUUUGGCUCGGUGAAGGUUUCAAAGGACAUCAAGUAUGCUGAUAAUCAGCCAAUUGUACCAUGGGGGCCAAGGUCUUCAAAGUCCAGCCCAAAAGAUAUGCAAAUCAAUAUGGCAAUAUCUGCUGUAUUUACUGCUUGGGUCCUUAUCAAGCGCAGUGCUGAAUAUAAACCUCUACAGUUCUUGGCAUUUGCUUUUGUUUAUCGGAUUUUUGAAAAGCUGAAAGCUUUUGAACCUCCUGUAUCGCCAUCAUUUACAGAAGAUGGUGAGGAUUCAGGACGAGGAAUACGAAUGGGAAAGCGGUUGCUUCGAUCUCUUGCUCUAGUGUUUGGAUGUAUUGCUGUUUCCUCUUUGGCAUAUACUGGUAUUUUGAAUUUCAUCGAGUUCGUGGGCAGCUAUAUUCCAGCUUUUCUUUACAACAACCAGGAACUAUUGAUCACCAGUACAUCAGCUCUAAUGCUUUACAUCAUGGCGUCGUACUACAGAUGAUGUUCUUCAGCAUGAACUAUUCAAUCUUGCAGCCAACUAGCGCAAUUAAAACGAUUUUGAUAGGUUGUUGAUUUGGCUAUCAAGUUUUGUAAAAUGAGGCAGAGUUAUGAUGUCAGUAUCGAGGAAAUGUAAUGCUAGCUUCAGAAAUUUUAUGUUCAAUGCGAUAUACAUCGACCAUCAUAUGUAAAGAGGUUCCAAUUUCUUUUCUUACUGAUAUAAAGUUAUAAACAUCCUUUUGGGGAUGAAGUUUAUGAGUUUAAAGAGUUUGCAGGGAUUGUAGAUUUUUAAGAUUGGAUAUUUGAAAAGAGCUUGUUCUUCAACUGGAGUUCUUCUGCAAUUUCUCUGCAUUUAGUUUGAAAAUUUGCAUAAAUUUGAGCGUCCCAGUUUGAACUCCAGAACGGCUUCUCGAGGCUUGUCAGUUUUUCGUUCUGAUCUCUUGUGAAAGGCCAGAUAGGUAUUCUAAUUCCAUCUUCUGUUGUCAUUGUUCUUGGAUUGAAAA